Gongylonema pulchrum is the source of this 444-nucleotide messenger RNA. The record is from the annotation of a GenBank genome assembly. Lineage: Eukaryota; Metazoa; Nematoda; Chromadorea; Rhabditida; Gongylonematidae.
GUGGAAGUGCCAACUGAACGACGGGUUAAACGGUGGGGCCUUUCGGUGCAAGAGCUCGUUCGUGAUCCGAUCGGACGACAAGUUCUUGAAACAUUCCUGGAAAGUGAAUUUUCCUCUGAAAAUAUCCGAUUUUGGAUGGCAAUCCAAGAUUUGAAAUAUUCAACUAACGAACAGGUGGAGAGGAAGGCACAGCACAUCUUCGAGGAAUUUCUUGCUUCUGGUGCUCCCUGUCAAGUAAAUGUUGAUUCACGGACACUCGAAGCCACGCUAAAGUCGUUGCAAGAUGAGGCUGCGACCAAACGUCAUGCGUUCUCGUCCGCUGAAGAACACGUCUUUACGCUGAUGAGCAAAGAUUCGUAUCCACGUUUUCUACGCUCACAAAUCUACAAGGGCGUACUUUCAGCAGCUCAGCAACAGGUAAAUUUUACGUACUUACUUGAUUGA